This is a messenger RNA of Ylistrum balloti, 720 nucleotides long. RefSeq lists its product as uncharacterized. The coding region runs from base 1 to 720 and encodes 239 amino acids. The transcript has a single exon. The record is from RefSeq and is a predicted model, not a curated record. Lineage: Eukaryota; Metazoa; Mollusca; Bivalvia; Pectinida; Pectinidae.
AUGGUGAAGACAAAGACCACUCCAAGGAAGGAACAGCGAUGUCCCAUGUGUACAUUCACUUGUGUGGAUAUUGAAAGGAUGAAGGAGCAAAUUGUCAGGUGUGGUUUGAAGGAAAUGGAGAAGAAAUCCUUCGUAUGUGAAGAAUGCUCCUUUGCUACCACCUCAGCAAGCAAUCUUCUCCGGCACACAAGGAGAAGGCACAGUGCAGAACAUACGGCACAGCCAGGACUCUCACACGAAGGAGGCAACCUGUCGACUGAAAGAGAGGAUGAAGAGUCGUGGAAAGACAAUGACCCUGGUGAUCUUGCUAGCAUCCUAGGUGAUGUGUCGGACUCUGACAAUGGAGAAGACAAUAAUGAUUCUGCUGGCGUGGAACCUGAUGUAGAGGCCAUUCCCGAUCCUACUGUGAGGAAGCUUACACGGCCAGAUAAAGUGUUCACCUUUAAACGGGCGCCAGAGAAACUGAGUCCCAAGGAUCCCAGGAAUCGUAUCCCACAGAAACUCCCAAGGGUAGAGAGGCCUCCUACUAAUCUCCAUCAAAUUCCUAAGGUGUUAAAAGCAGUGGCGAGUGUGUCUACUCAGACAAAACCUGUUGUACAGAAUCAUGUGGUCUGGAAAACGACAAGGUACACCGAGGGAGAUAAGGAAAUCGGACUGGUGGAAAUGCAGGAGACGGAGACCUUCUGUGGUGUCUGCGGUGCUACAAAACUGGACAAUUAA